This is a messenger RNA of Peniophora sp. CBMAI 1063, 1218 nucleotides long. The record is from the annotation of a GenBank genome assembly. NCBI's taxonomy places the organism in Eukaryota, Fungi, Basidiomycota, Agaricomycetes, Russulales, Peniophoraceae.
AUGGGCGCUUUCGACCCUUCGUACCCGCUACUGCCGAUAUCCUGCAUAAUCGGGGCAGUGAUGAUGGUCCUCGUACUCAUGACGAGCUUCGUACGCCAAACAUGGAAUCUGGGCGUCGCCUUCCUGUGCUUCUGGUUGCUUAUGGACCUGACGUUCGGUGCUGCCGGCCUCAUCAUCUGGUCGGACAACGGGGAUAUUCGUCUUUACGUCUUCUGUGAUAUCGCCUCCCACUUGCAGCUCAUGUCCUCCGUCGUCAAACCUAUGGCCACCCUCAUCAUAACCAGACGUCUCUAUCUCAUCGCUCGUCUACAGUCGGUAGAGCUCCCUGGGAAUACUGUAGGACGUAGAGAUGUAUGGAUAGAAUGGACAUUGGGACUGGGCAUCCCCCUACUCGUUGCAGGACCUCUGUACUUCAUAGUGCAGGACGUUCGCUUCGCGGUCUUUGAGGGGUUCGGUUGUACCAACGCCGCCAACGUAUCCAUACUCUCCCUCCUGCUUGUCUUGAGCUGGGGUGUUGUGCCUCCGUUGCUGUCUAUCAUCUUUUACUACCCGCGGGUCGCCAAACUCUUCUACCGCCAAAGGAGAGCCAUCAACCAGUUCUCCCGCAGCGACAACUCCGUCUCAUCAACAAACUACCUACGUAUCCUCGUCCUCGCAAGCCUCGAUCUCAUCUUCACCCUUCCCGUCGGCAUCCUCAGCUUCGCACUAUACCCGCUCGAAUCAGGGGAAGAUGGCGCCCUUCCGUUCUUCCCAGGCUGGACGAGCGUACACACGGAUUGGGCGCCCAGGUCCAUCUCGUAUGCGAAAGUGCAGGCCAGCGGGCCUUUGGUCGUCGCGCGAACGUACUUCAUACCUUGGACAGCUCCUGUGCUCGCGUUCGCCAUCUUCGGUCUGUUUGGCCUGACGAGGGAGGCGCGCGCAUCCUACCGUCGUGCGCUCUAUACGGCGGCAGGGUGGCUUGGAUGGAAGGUCACACCGCGGCAUCGUUUGACCCGCUCAUCUCUGGGCGUCAUUGAGUUCGGAGAGCGCCCAGCGGAUCUUUCUGUUGAUGCUGAGAGCGGAACGCACUCAGGUUUGGAAGGCGCUCAUACGGAACUUCAUCGUGAUGAGAUGGAGGACGACGAGCGUGUGGUGGGCGGCGAGAGUGAGAAGAUCGCGAUGACGGAGGAUUGUUCCUCCAGUAGCGCUGAGGUUGCUGCACAUGCGAAAUCAGCGUGA